Mus musculus (house mouse) is the source of this 684-nucleotide messenger RNA. Its product is annotated as predicted gene, 21282. Bases 1 to 684 code for a protein of 227 amino acids. The record is from RefSeq and is a predicted model, not a curated record. The transcript has a single exon. Lineage: Eukaryota; Metazoa; Chordata; Mammalia; Rodentia; Muridae.
AUGACAUCACUCAAGAAGAAGAGUAGGAGGAAGCCUUCUUCCCAGGCCCUGGGGAAUAUUGUUGGCUGCAGAAUUUCUCACGGGUGGAAGGAAGGUAAUGAGCCUGUCACCCAUUGGAAGGCCAUCAUUCUAGGUCAACUGCCAACAAACCCUUCUCUUUAUUUGGUGAAGUAUGACGGAAUUGACAGUGUCUACGGACAGGAGCUCCACAGCGAUGAGAGGAUUUUAAAUCUUAAGGUCUUUCCUCACAAAGUAGUUUCUACUCAGGUGAGGGAUGUCCACCUCGCCAGCGCCCUGGUUUGCAGAGAGGUACAACACAAAUUUGAGGGGAAAGAUGGCUCUGAGGACAACUGGAGUGGGAUGGUGCUAGCCCAGGUGCCAUUCUUACAGGACUAUUUUUACAUUUCCUACAAGAAGGAUCCGGUCCUCUACGUCUAUCAGCUCCUGGAUGACUACAAGGAAGGUAACCUCCACAUCAUUCCAGAGACCCCUCUGGCUGAGGCGAGAUCAGGUGAUGACAAUGACUUCUUAAUAGGUUCCUGGGUGCAGUACACCAGAGAUGAUGGAUCCAAAAAGUUCGGAAAGGUUGUUUACAAAGUUCUAGCCAAUUCUACUGUGUACUUUAUCAAAUUUCUUGGUGACCUACAUAUCUAUGUCUAUACUCUGGUGUCAAAUAUCACUUAA